Lentinula edodes (shiitake mushroom) is the source of this 2043-nucleotide messenger RNA. Its product is annotated as armadillo-type protein. Gene Ontology annotation, biological process: ribosomal large subunit biogenesis; protein import into nucleus. The coding region runs from base 1 to 2043 and encodes 680 amino acids. The transcript is spliced from 11 exons. Lineage: Eukaryota; Fungi; Basidiomycota; Agaricomycetes; Agaricales; Omphalotaceae. The record is from RefSeq and is a predicted model, not a curated record.
AUGGGCAAAUCUCAGAAGAAAAAGUCUAUGCGCAGGCACAAUCCAAUGCGCGUACCUGACUCUCAUCUGCCGAAGGGUCUUGCAUCUGCUUCUUCCACGUCCACUAAAAAUGAAGCAAUUCUACCGAUAAUCCAAAAAAUGGAGGGUCCAGACGCCUCAGAUAGAAAAUGGGCUUGUGUAGCUGUCUCCAACCUCAUUCAAAAUGAUUCCUCUACCCGCCGGCUCCUACAGGGCAAAAAUGUCGUUGGUGCUCUUAUUACAAGGCUUACUGACAGUGAAGAUGAAGUUGUAUUAGAAGCUAUGGGUGCUUUGAGAAACUUAUGUAUCGAUGGAGGAUAUGAUAUCUGUGCAGAAAUGUAUAAUAAAAAUAUCCUUACAAUCUUGAAAACAUUCAUUCCCAAAAUAUCAAACAUACUCUCACAAUACCUGGAGGCUCCCAAAACCGCCCCCGCAAAUGCCCAACGCCUAGUGUACGACUUCGCCGACAAUGUAAUCACGACACUUUGGUGUUUGUCUGAAACGUCAAACAAAGCACUCAACGCAAUUAACUCGAUUAACCUGAUCCCAUUCCUCAUGUCGUUCCUGGCAUCCCGGGAUAGACUAUCCAUCGCGCCUGUCCUUGCUGCCGCACAGUGCUUAUAUGUCCUGACUGAUGAUAACGAUUCCGCCGGUGUCAGUCUAAAAUCGAAUGCAGAAUAUAUAUCUUGUUUGCUGUCCAUAGCGCAAUCGCUCAAUCAGCCUGCGAAUGGCAAAGGCAAGGAUAUCAACGAUCAUAGACUAAUUACUCUCAGAGUAUUGAGCUCAGGUAUACUUCGUAAUAUAUCCCCUUUACCGCAACCUUCUGCGGCUUCCGUUGUAGACAUUGACAAAGAUAUCACUCUGCCUCUGUUGCAACCGGUGAUUUCUUCUGUAAAACUUCCAGAAAUUGCAAGUCGUGCGCAGCAACUGGUGGAUGGUCUGGCGUUGGAACCGCAGAUUGAAAAAAUGUCACUUAAAAACACGCCCAAGUCCGACCACAAAUCGAGCUCCGAGUUGGAGCUCGAACAGUUGGAAGCGAAUCUACGGACUGUACAGUUAGCUUUGGAGAUUCUGACCGGAGUCUGUGCCACUCUCCCGGAUCCCUCUGCAGGCAUCGAAGGCGAAACCGAAAUUGAUGAUGAAGAUGAAGAUAUGGCGGAUGAUGAUGAAGUUCUGGAUGAUACGAACAUCGAGGAUCCAGGAUAUAAUAAUGACUCGGCCAAUCCCACAGUACUGCCCUCCCUUGUCCCGUCUCUUUUGUCAUUAAUACAGCCCACGUCUCUGUCAUUUUCUCCUCUCGCUACUUCAUCAAUUCACCCUCCAACCACGACCGCUUUAAGUGCGAUUCAUAUCAGUGCUAUGGAGUGUCUAAAUAAUAUAUUCCUUUCGCUUGCUACUUCACCCAAUCCAUCGGUGUCCGCGGAUGCUGAAGGAGGACGCAAGGUGUGGAAUGAAGUGUGGGCGUCGCUUGGUGUUGUCGGUACUGAGCUAGGCUUGGGACAAGAGCGGAGAAAGGAAAUGUGGGAAAUCGGAGUCGGUGUCCUGUGGGGGCUAGCGUUGGUUUGGAAGGGAACUUUGUCUGCAACUGAAGAACAGAUACAGGUUUUGAUUCGUUACAGUGACGGGGCAUCAGAUGAGAUAACCAAAGUCAAAUGCAUUGGGGCAUUAGAAUGCCUUGCGCAAUAUCCUCAGUCAAUAACGAAUAAUCAGGUCAUCGCCAGUUACCUUCUCACACUUCUCCCCACCCCUUCUUCGCCAUCCCCUGCGGGCGUAGAAUCUCUAAUGCAGGCUGUGUCUGCACUGAUUGAUAUCUAUUCAGACGAGACUUUACCCUAUGACAUCAACUUUCGUCAAGGGGGCAUGUUGCAAACUCUGGUGGCCAGCGUUGAAAACGUGCGAAAGGCCGUCAAACGAAUCGACAGAAAAAAGCCAGGAGGAAAAGAUCUGCGGAGAAGAGGAGAAGAAAUUCGCGACAAUUUGGUUGCAUUCAUCCAAUAUCGUAGAAAUCUUGGGUUACAAAACUGA